GACUCUGAUUUUUAACUCUGCUAUACUUGCUGGGGCCCUGAUGGGCGCGGGCGAAUUUCCUCGGGCGCGGGAGGCGGUUCGGACCCUCGCGUGACAGGAGGCUGUGCCGAUAAGGACUUUGACAGUGGGAGACUAGAAGAGAAGCACCAUCACAAUGUGGAAAGCUCAAGCUGGCCAUCAGAUUGUCAUUGACAAUGGUAACGAUGACGACGAUUGGGAGACUGAUGCAGAUUAUGUCAACAACAUGACUGAAGAAGAGCAAAGAUAUGGCACAAAACGGGACAUCGGUGCUAUUAACAUGAAAGAAUAUCGGGAGCAAGCAAUCAUUGCAGAUGCUGAGAUCAAGCGCAAGGAGUCUGAAGAAGGGCCAAAGGCAUCCUAUGGCUAUGGGGGGAAGUUUGGUGUGCAGAAGGACAGGAUGGACAGAAGUGCAGAAACUCAUGAAUAUAUAGGAAAGGUGGAGAAGCAUGCCAGCCAGAAAGACUACUCGACUGGAUUUGGAGGGAAGUUUGGUGUACAGAGUGAUCGGAAGGACAGCUCUGCCGUUGGCUGGGACCACAUUGAGAAGGUUGAUAAGCAUGAGAGCCAGAAAGAUUACAGUCAAGGCUUUGGAGGAAAAUUUGGAGUACAGAGUGACCGCCAGGACAAGUCGGCGUCGGGCUGGGACCACAUUGAGAAGGUGGAGAAGCACGAGAGUCAGAAAGACUACUCUAAGGGCUUUGGAGGCAAGUAUGGUGUAGAGAAGGACAGGCAGGACAGAUCAGCAGCUGGUUGGGACCACAUUGAGAAACUGGACCAACACGAGAGCCAGAAAGAUUACUCCAAGGGUUUUGGUGGCAAGUUUGGUGUGCAGUCUGACCGCCAGGACAAAUCUGCUGCAGGAUGGGACCACAUUGAAAAGGUUGAGAAACAUGAGAGUCAGAAAGACUAUUCUAAAGGUUUUGGAGGAAAAUUUGGAGUGCAGAAGGACAGACAGGAUAAGUCUGCUGCAGGUUGGGACCACAUAGAGAAAACGGAAAAGCAUGAAAGCCAGAAGGACUAUUCCAAAGGAUUUGGAGGAAGGUUUGGUGUACAGAAGGAUAGACAGGAUAAGUCUGCAGCAGGUUGGGAUUAUAUAGAGAAGACAGAGAAGCACCAGAGUCAAAGAGACUAUUCUAAAGGUUUUGGUGGGAAGUUUGGAGUGCAGAAGGACAGACAGGAUAAGUCUGCAGCAGGUUGGGACCACAUAGAGAAAACGGAAAAGCAUGAAAGCCAGAAAGACUACACACAGGGAUUUGGUGGCAAAUUUGGUGUGCAAUCUGACCGCCAGGACAAAUCUGCUGCAGGAUGGGACCACAUUGAGAAAGUAGAAAAGCACGAGAGUCAGAAAGGUGAUUUUCUGUUUGUAAAAUGUGGGCGGAAGCAGAUUUUCUUGUCUUCCUUCAGUUUAUUCACAUCUGGUUUUCAGCUCUGUCAUGUCAUAUAUAGUACCAUAUUUUCAUUCUUUCACUUUGUGAAGUGUGGCUGACAACUCGCAUACAUA
Messenger RNA from Penaeus indicus, 1522 nucleotides. Its product is annotated as src substrate protein p85-like. Gene Ontology annotation, biological process: regulation of actin filament polymerization. Gene Ontology annotation, molecular function: actin filament binding. Gene Ontology annotation, cellular component: actin filament; plasma membrane; site of polarized growth. The transcript is spliced from 11 exons. The record is from RefSeq and is a predicted model, not a curated record. Bases 155 to 1507 code for a protein of 450 amino acids. NCBI's taxonomy places the organism in Eukaryota, Metazoa, Arthropoda, Malacostraca, Decapoda, Penaeidae.